AUGCAGGUGUGUGAGGGCGACGAGAUAGUUGUGAACGUCGAUAACUUGCUACGUAACGGCGAGGGCGUCAGCAUACACUGGCACGGCGUGCACCAGCGACGCACGCCUUACAUGGACGGUGUCGCCCAGCUGACGCAGUGCAGCAUACCUGCCUACACAUCGUUCCAGUACCGAUUCAAGGCCGACACGCCAGGCACGCAUUUCUGGCAUUCUCACUCGGGCCUGCAGCGAGCCGACGGACUAUUCGGCAAGCUGGUAAUACGACAGACACCGGCGGACGACCCAAAUUCGCACCUGUACGAUUUUGACCUACCUGAGCAUGAGAUCAUUGUCACAGACUGGCUCAACGAACCAAUGAUGAACGAGUUCCCAGCGCAUCAUCACAAGCAACUGAACCCACUCAACACGAAGGGGAGUAGGAACCUGAUCCCAAUAAGCAACGUAAAAUCACUCGCACCUGACGACAAAUCACUCAACGAUCCCGACAUGCAGCUCUACCUCUCAUUCGACUUCUACAAGGUCGACAGCACGCUAUUCCAUGAUCCGUCGCUGUACCCGAUCAGAGCUAUAGAAAUGGGCAAGCACCUGUACACGCCUCAAGUCAACCACAUAUCAGCAAUUCUGCCACCGUCACCGCCUCUCACACAAUACUACGACGUUCCACAAAAUCUGAUAUGCAAUGAAACAACUCGGCGCAACUGCGACAAGGAAUACUGCGAGUGUGUCUACAUGUACAAGAUCCCACUGGGUAACGUCGUGGAAAUGGUGCUCAUUGACGAAGGAGUGACCUUUGACGCAAGCCAUCCGUUUCACCUUCACGGAUACAGAUUCCGGGUCGUUGCGAUGGACCGCGUUAAUAAGUCAGGGGUCACCGCCGAUGACGUCAGGCGACUAGAUCGUGAGGGACUCAUCGCAAGAAAGCUGAGCGGGGCUCCACUCAAGGACACAGUGACAGUUCCUGACGGCGGUUACACCAUCAUUAGAUUUCACGCCGAUAACCCUGGCAUAUGGUUCUUUCACUGCCACAUCGCAUUCCACGCAGAGAUCGGCAUGGCUGUAGUCAUGCAGGUAGGCGAACCCACGGACUUCCCCUACCCGCCCUACAAGUUUCCCCGCUGUGGCAACUUCGCACACACACGGGGCGCAGAGCCGCCCCCUGGCGAGGAAUAUUUGGAGAGCAUAGGGCGGCGCAACAGAGCGCGGUAUGGCAGCCAUCAUACAGAUAGUGGCGCCAGUGACAAGAGCCUCGGCUGCAUCCUGGCAGUUUUCUGCUGUUUUUGUGCGUUUUUUAGAUUGACGUAGGAAGCACGUUUUUAAUAAUGCACGGGUUUAAUACGGUCGUUUUAGCUUUAGGUCUUUGUAGAGUCGACGUGUAUAUUUUUCGUGCAAAGUCUCGAGAUAGAUAUGUACGGCAGUAAAAGGACAUGUGCUUUCUCUCGUGGCCAGGAAUAUUAACACGUAAAGUGUACUAGGAGCAACGAUCCUGCCACAGUACUCUUUACUGUCCACUUACAUGAAGAUAUAUAUGUAUUACAUAGAGAGAAAGAGUGAGAGAGUGAGAGAGAGAGAGAAAAAUAGAUAAGAUAGAUAUAUUUCACACCAAGAGUUAUCCUCUAACUACCUCUGCACAAUAAAUGCAAGAAUUGGAUUCGUGAUGGUUUUCAUUAAAAUAAAACAAAUUCACUUGAAACACUUGUAAUUGUCAAUAAAUAUACCUUUUUAUUACCUCUAACCUCA
Priapulus caudatus is the source of this 1737-nucleotide messenger RNA. RefSeq names its product L-ascorbate oxidase-like. Gene Ontology annotation, molecular function: oxidoreductase activity; copper ion binding. The transcript has 8 exons. Gene Ontology annotation, cellular component: plasma membrane. The coding region runs from base 1 to 1302 and encodes 433 amino acids. NCBI's taxonomy places the organism in Eukaryota, Metazoa, Priapulida, Priapulimorpha, Priapulimorphida, Priapulidae. The record is from RefSeq and is a predicted model, not a curated record. Gene Ontology annotation, biological process: iron ion transport.